This is a messenger RNA of Aspergillus versicolor CBS 583.65, 1660 nucleotides long. Its product is annotated as NAD(P)/FAD-dependent oxidoreductase. Lineage: Eukaryota; Fungi; Ascomycota; Eurotiomycetes; Eurotiales; Aspergillaceae. Gene Ontology annotation, cellular component: cytoplasm. The coding region runs from base 133 to 1524 and encodes 463 amino acids. Gene Ontology annotation, molecular function: oxidoreductase activity. The record is from RefSeq and is a predicted model, not a curated record. The transcript has 4 exons.
UUUACAGUUAUCGACUCCAACUGUUGGUCUAAGACGAGUCGGUCUGGACUUGGCAUGCGAUGAUUUAAUCUAGGCAGAGAACGCGUUCCGUGCGGACUGCGCCUCUGUUCAGGAUUCUCGCCAUACUGUAAAAUGCCAUCCAAGCCUUUUCCGGUGCCAAAUAGCAUCACGCCCUUCUGGCGCAGCGAGCCAGAUGGCCUGGAUAACCAUCGUUCCACCGACAGUCUGCCUGGGACAAGCGACGUCGUUAUCGUGGGGGCAGGAUACGCUGGUGCAUCGACGGCCUACCACCUGCUGGCGCAGGCUGAUCCGUCUUCCAAACCGUCAAUAGUGAUUCUCGAAGCACUCCAGGUUUGCUCUGGAGCGACAGGUCGAAAUGGAGGCCACUUAAAGCCAGACGUGUAUAACGCCGUCGGAACCGUCGCUGAGAAAUAUGGAAUGGACGCUGCAAUUGAACUGGCUGCCUUUGAGACCGCACAUCUCACUGCUAUAGAGGAGUUGGUGAAGCUGGAAAGCAUCGCUUGCGAUCUGCAGGUAUCCCUGGCGCAUGAUGUGCAGCUGGACGAGACGCAUGAUGUGAAACUGAAGAAGGCGUACGAUGCACUUAUUGCUGCUGGAUCGGGACCUACGAAAACCGCUGUGCAUACUACUGGCGAGGAGGCUGAAAAGGUCUCCGGCGUCAAAGGUGCCAAAGGCUGUUUUAGUUAUCCCGCGGGUCGACUGUGGCCGUACAAGCUCAUUGUUGGCCUUCUCAAGACGGUCAUUGCGAGAGGCGCCAAUCUACAAGCUAAUACUCCUGUUGAUAGUAUAUCCGAGUCCGACACAGAAGGGCGAUGGACAGUCAACACUGCCCGAGGUUCAAUUGAAGCAAAGCACAUUGUGUUCGCGUCCAAUGCGUAUACCGGAGCCAUUGCCCCUGAGUAUGCAGGCAAGAUCGUUCCUGUUCGAGGCAUCUGCAGUCGCACGGUUGUGCCGAAUCCGCCUAACCCGCCUCUCCCUACACUUGACUCCUCGUAUACGGUUCGGCUGAGGGAAGGGAUAUACGAGUAUCUCAUUGCGCGGCCAGAUGGGAGUAUCGUUAUUGGAGGCGCCAGAUCUGUAUACGCCCAUGAUUUGAAGAACUGGUACAACAACACGGAUGACUCGCGUCUGAUCGAUGUCGCUGCACAUCACUUUGACGGCUACAUGCAACGGUAUUUCCAUGGAUGGGAGAAUACGGGGGCAUAUACUGAUCGGGUCUGGACGGGCAUUAUGGGAUAUACUACAGACUCCCUUCCACACGUCGGACAGGUUCCAGCAAAGCCAGGUCAGUUUGUCGUCGCUGGAUUCAAUGGCCAUGGCAUGCCGCAGGUCUUUCUAUCGGCAAAAGGAGUCGCCCAGAUGAUCCUGAACGGGGUCGAGUUUGAACAGACCGGUAUCCCCAGGAUAUUCAAGACAACGCAGGAGAGGUUGGAUAGCAAGGAGAACACGAUCCUGAGUGCUUCUUAUGUGGUAGAAACGGCCAAAUCGGUAGAUGAUUCUUAAUCCCUCCAAAGUAUAUCAGAAAUACCUAUCAUUAUUUGUGAUGCAGCCUCCACUGACCGCCAGUCCGCGCCCUGCAAGAAUCUUCAGUUUUAGGGAUCCAGCGGAGUAGAAUAAAGCCUUACUGGAUAUGACGAGC